Messenger RNA from Pararge aegeria (speckled wood butterfly), 5694 nucleotides. RefSeq names its product protein LSM14 homolog B. Lineage: Eukaryota; Metazoa; Arthropoda; Insecta; Lepidoptera; Nymphalidae. The record is from RefSeq and is a predicted model, not a curated record. Gene Ontology annotation, molecular function: mRNA binding. Bases 125 to 1810 code for a protein of 561 amino acids. The transcript has 9 exons. Gene Ontology annotation, biological process: cytoplasmic stress granule assembly; P-body assembly. Gene Ontology annotation, cellular component: P-body.
UGUUUGUAAACGCGCCGCUUGUUGCCAACUUCAUUUUAGUCACUUUAUUUGGUGGCUGUUGGUUUGCGGGCGAAAAUAUCGUUAAAAAUCUUCGUCAUCAGCAGUUAAUUUACAAAGUGACACUAUGAGUUCUGGAAUGCCUGAAUUGGGCUCCAAGAUAAGCCUAAUAUCGAAAGCUGACAUCCGUUACGAAGGCCGACUCUUCACCGUCGAUCCUCAGGAAUGUACCAUCGCUUUAGCUAGCGUGCGAUCAUUUGGCACUGAGGACCGUGAGACUCAGUAUCCAGUGGCCCCUCAAAGCCAGGUGUAUGAUUACAUCUUAUUCAGGGGCUCUGAUAUCAAGGAUAUACAAAUUCUCAAGAAUGUGCCUUCUCUGCCAAAUGACCCGGCAAUCGUGCAGAUGUCUGUUCCACCAUCCCUUGGGAGUGGGGGACAGGGACAAUUUACCGGACAAUAUAACCAUCCAGUGGUGGGGCAGACGCCGUAUCCCCAAUAUCAUCCGAUGGGUGGUUUUCCUGGCAGUGUGCACCCUCAACUCAGCAAGACGAGUGAGUUAUCCCCACAAACAUCAGUGGACCUGACCCCACAACACCAGCCUGUGACAGCUCCUAUUGGAUCUGGAGUGGUACACCAUGCCAACCAAGUGAAAGACCAAGGUUCAAUGCUUGACUUGAUUGGAGGAGGAUCCCAGCAAAGUACAUCUCGUUCGGGCACCCCGGCUGCAGUUGGGCACAGGAAGAGCCCCACAAUUGAUCAAGGCACUCAGGCUGGAUCUGGUGCAAGUGGUUCCGGCCAACGCGACAGCCGUCGCACUAGCACAGGCAACGGUAACAAGGCCCCUGGGACGCAAUCCCGAGCGAGGCCCACUUCGCGCAACCGCCAGCGUGCGACCAGCGGUUCCAUGCCAACGCCUCAGCCCCACCAGAACCAGCAUCAGAACCAGCACCCUCACCAGAAUCAACACCCCCACCAGAACCAACACCCCCACCAGAACCAACAUCCUCACCAGAACCAGCAUCCUCACCAGAAUCAGCAUCCUCACCAGAACCAGCACCCUCACCAGAAUCAGCACCCUCACCAGAAUCAGCACCCGCAUCAUAAUCACCAGCCCGGUGAGCGUGUAGAAAUGCAAAACUACAACCGCGGAGGCUGGAGAGGAAGGUCUCGCGGUCGCGGUCGUGGUUUCAUCCCGAGGAACAAGAACACUCUGAAGUUUGACAAUGACUAUGACUUUGAGCAGGCUAACACUGAGUUUGAGGAACUUCGCAUCCAACUUGCCAAGGCUAAAAUAGCUGAUGGUGAAGUUGUCAAGGUUGAGGUGUUGGAGGGUACAAAUACAAACGAAAAUUUCCAAGGAGAAGUGGACAAGAAAGAUGAUUCUGGCAAUGAGACGGGUGCUGGUGAAGCGGAACUGGAGGAUGAUGGCUUCACUGGAUACGACAAAAAGAAGAGCUUUUUUGACAACAUCUCUUGCGAAGCUGUGGAGAGGUCAAAGGGUCGCAGCCAGCGAACAGACUGGCGGACGGAACGCAAGCUGAACUCUGAGACGUUUGGCGUGGCGUCAGCUAGGCGUGGCGCGUGGCGUCCUCGCGCCACUUGGCGCCACAUGCCCUCGCACCACAACCCGCACCCGCACAUGGCGCCGCACCACCCUAUGUCUUACUUCCCCAGCUGGCGGCCGAUGCGUGGUGGACGUGGGCGGCCCAACAACAUGGGCAACAACAACAAUAUGCGCCGCAACAACAACCCCUCCUCCGCACCGCAACAACAACCACCCCAACCACAGCCCGUCUCCGCUGCAGCCAAGUAGGAGAUAAGUGACAUGAAGAAGAGUGAAUCUUAAUUUAUUAUCGCAAAGACUAAUCACAAAUGGAUAAGUAACGGAAAAGUGUAUGCUGGUGAUAAAAAAGUAAAGUUUGUAAUUAUUUGUUUCAAAUCUGUAACGUGGGAAGAAUUAACUCGGGGAGGAUUUACGUGAUGGACAUUGUUUUGGUGUGAUAGUGUUUGUAUCCAGUAUAUGGAAGGUGAUAGAUAGAUGGCAAUUCCCCACAAAUCCAGAAAGGAUGUGUUUCUUCGUCCAGAAGAUGUUAAGUGUACAGUAGGUUGGCUGAUUGUUAGUGAUUGGGCUGUUAACAACCUGUUUAUGUAAUGUGUCGAUCUGUAUGUAUUAAGAGUUAAACACAAAUUCGGGUCGGCAAUAUUUGUUUAAAAACAAUGUAAGAGAAAAAGCUUGGCUUGUGCCGAUCGGCAAAACCCGUGUACUCAAAAGCUUGGGUCGACACUUUCGAGUUAUACUGAACCGAGUAUGUGCGUCUAUUUUCUCGAAUAUACAUGACUCGAGUCCUAUUUACUCGGCUUUGCCGAUUCUUGCCGAUCCGCAUGUGUUAAAGUACUCCUUAACUGAAAUAUCUGUUGACCUAGCUUGGUUCUUAUUUGUCCGCAGAUAUUUUGGUCGGGCUAUAUAUCUAAUGUAAUAAUGUUGCGUGACUAUCUUCCUUUUUCUAAUCUGGCUUAACAUGCAUUGGUGUCAUAGCAUUCGUUUUAAAUGGCUGAAUUUGUGGUACUCUUGUUGAAACUGUAUUUCAUUUUGUUGUUAGAAAGAGUGGCCAGGUCUGCGAGAUUGUGACUGUAUUUAUUGCGUAAGUUGGAGUAUAAAUAUGAGUUUAAACUCCUAAAUACAUUGAGUGAUAUAAAAUUUGGUCUGACAAUGCACAUAUCACAUUAUCAGAUCCAGAAGCAUACCAUUCUUACAUAAGAAUGCUCAUGUAAAUGGGUAAUCAUUAUGGCCAUUGCACAUCACAUUACCUGAAUACAAACUCAACUAAAUUAAAGCAUUGAAGUGGGCUUUGUAAUGUGAUAUAUAUAUAUAUUUUGGUACCAGUAGUAACAUACAAAAUAUUGAAAUGUUUCCUUUUUGUUAUGCUUUAAUUACAGCCAGAGUUGAUUUUAAGUGUGAUGGUAUUGUCAAAGGCCAUAAACAGGGCUGCUAGAGUUUAACAAUGAAAAAGAAUCCUUAACUAGGAGAACUACAAGGCCUUAGUGUGGUAUUUCAUGAGACAUAUUCAUACAAAAAUAUCGGCCUCUGGUUGCCUGUCUGUAUGCUUCAAGGUUUUUAGUGUUGGCUCAGAAAUGUGAACAUAGUUAGCAGCGUUAUUAAAUUAGUCACAUUGUAGGCUCAAUUAUGUGAUAAAGGUUGUCCAAAGUUUAUCAUAUAAUUAAUGUUGCCUUUUAUUAAAAAAAAAACGAAAUAGGGAGCCCUGCAAUUGUAUAAUUUAAAAAAAAAACUAUUUAUGUGAAUAUGUUACAUCUGAGCGAUUCAUAUAUACCCUUUUCACCUAUUACGCGCAUAUGUGCCUAUUGAAAAAUUAACAAGAUUAGAUUUUUAAAAUAUUUUUUGUUUGUUAUUGUUUCCAAUGUGUCAUUGCGCUUUAUUAUUACUUGGACCUUGGCCAUGAUUCUUUAUUACCAUUUGAAUCUUAACUUUGUACCGUAUGCUUUUUGUGACAUACAUUUUGACUUUUCUUUCCUUUAGUUUUUUACAUCCCGAAUUGUAGUUAAGUUUGAAUACUAACAGAGAAUCAAGGUCUUGCCAAUGAGUGUGAGUUCUUGCACAUACAACCUAUUUUAAUCGGACAGAAAUAUAAAUCAGCCGAUUUCUCCUGUCGUGUCGGAAAAAUUGAAUCUGGACGGUAAAUUAUAUUUUCAGUAAGCUGGAUUUAUGUAGGAAUGUUUAAGUAGUAAAAUAUUUGUACCAAGUUUCAUUUUCACCGACUUGUCAGGCCGAUUACAUAAUGGGUAGUCUGUGAUGGGCUUUACAGCUAGCAAUGACACAGUGGACGAUGUAAGAGCAGUCCUACUAGAUUAUAGUGAAAAUUGAGCUUAUAGCAAUACUAUUGAGCUAGUUGGUUCAUAUCUACCAGGCAGGUAUCGGUUCUAGAUAAAUUAAAAUUUAGCGCCCCUACAGACAUCGUAUCAGCCAAUUAUUUAGUUGGUAGCUCAAGAGAUGAAGAUAGUGCCUGAAAUGAUUAUUUGUUCCUAUAAUAUUAUACAUAUAUGUUUGAAAAGACCUUUCCAUUCAACGCAAUUGUACACAAGGGCAAAUCCAUAUUAAAGCCAUAGCAGAAUAUUUAAAAGCCCUCUUGAAUGGCUUGGUUCAAAGUUAAAGCACAAGUAAUUGAUUUGGAUUAGCUCUGUUCAUACAGUGAAUAACUUAUUGGCUUGGAAGCUAGUACACAAUGGGUGUAAAAGCGUUCAUUAUAAUUCAUAUCAUUUUUCUUUGACAUAAUAUUAGUGCAAAAAACAUAUUAUGCACAUUUAAUAUCAACGUUGGUAGUGAAAUAAUAAAUUAAUAAAAUAAAGUACAGUGUAGUUACUUUAGAGAAGCAUAAAAAUAUCUGAAUUGUAUGCCCUCAAAUACCAAUUUGACGGACCGCGUAUUCAUUACGCUCUUGAGAUACCUAUAUGUAUUUAUGUUAUUGUACAUACCAUAAUGCACUGUACAUGGAUUCUGCAUACUUCAUUUAUUAUUAUAAAUUAAAGCGGUAAUAAAUAAAUAUUGUUAAAUUUGUAUGCUUGUACCUCAACACUGCCUCUCUAAUGAAAAAGGCGGCUUUUUGACAUUUUCCUAAAACUGAAUUUCUUACCUUUUGCAAAUGCAGGACAAGUUUGAAACUCAGUUUUAGCAGUGUCAAAAAAUCUCCUUUUUCAUUAGGUAGUAGGUCAUUAUUUUUGUACGAGGUUCAAAUGCAGUCCAUUGUGUACUAGCUCUUAUGCAUUGUUUCAGCAAUACCACUAGCGGCAUGUGUACCAAUAGUGGCAUUGUGUAAGUGUUCCUUAAGGCUAUAUUCACGCAACGUUCGUAUAAACUGUUGAUAAACUGAACUGUUGAAGCACGUCCGUGCUGUGAUGCCGUGCGAACCGAAAUACAGCAUAAAAAAAUAAAAAUUGGGUACUAUUGUGAAUUCAUUGUUACUCAACUGAGUUUUGGGUGUGAAGGCCAAUAAAGCUGUCUGUAGUUUACCGGCGUUGUUUGUUGUGCAACUUGCUCUAAGUGUUUUAGCUCGAAAUUUAAAGAAAGUAAAUCUACGACUUAUUGUGAUUUUAUUGACUGUCAUUUUUUAUUGUUAGUUGUAGAGUAAUGAAAUGUGAUAGUAGGACUGCUGGUGCGGAUCCUCUGGCAGUCUCUGAUUGUAUUUCGCAUUGUAGUAUGAAGAUUUGUUAAUACUGUAUAGGGUUGUGGCUGCUAUGAGGAUAACUGCCAGGGGGGGUAAUUGCGUAAACGAAUCGCGAUCACAAUCGCUUUUUUAAUUCAUAACUUGUAUGAAUUCGAAUGGUCCCUUUAUAUGUAUAAAUAUAAAAGAUAUACACUAAAAAGGGAGAUGAUGCGCAACUACUUCCCCAUAGUGACCUGCAGCAGAUGUGAAUUGAACACACAAAUUUUAGUGUAUUUGUUAAAAAAAGUUCUUUGAUUUCUCACAACAGUUAUAAUGUAAAGUACAUUUUAAAUUCGUAUCCACUAAACGUCCCAUUUGAAAGUAAUAUUGUGUGGAUAUUUAAAAUAAAUUUUUGACAAAUACGAUAUAUUUGUAAAAUCACUCAAAAACAGUACCUGGCAAUUGUAUUAAAAACUAAAAUAUACAUUUACUACAAAUCUUCCAGAUGGCUAUUUGAUUAAAAAAUCUUUUAUUUUACUUU